Molecule: messenger RNA, 1091 nt
Organism: Salvia splendens (bonfire salvia)
Lineage: Eukaryota; Viridiplantae; Streptophyta; Magnoliopsida; Lamiales; Lamiaceae
Product: PHD finger protein ALFIN-LIKE 3
Exons: 5
Coding region: 169-915 (248 amino acids)
Biological process (GO): regulation of DNA-templated transcription
Cellular component (GO): nucleus
Molecular function (GO): transcription cis-regulatory region binding; transcription coregulator activity; histone binding
Source: RefSeq, a predicted model, not a curated record
AGUGCGAAUUGGCGUGAGGUUGAUAGAGUGGAUUUCAAUUUUGGUGCCAAAUCAGUACAGAUAAUGUCUCCCUCUCUUUUCUAUUUAAAACCAUAACCGACUCUUCUCUCUCUCUCUCCUUCAACCCUCCAAUUCUUCAAACCAUAACUAACAAACACUUCAGCUGUGAUGGACGGAUUUGGGCCCGACAAUUAUCGCACGGUGUGGGAGGUUUUUGGAGAUUACAAUGGUAGACGCAUGGCCUUGAUCAAAGCUCUCACCAUUGAUGCUAAGGAAUUCAUCCGACAGUGUGAUCCUGAUAAGGCAAAUCUGUGUCUUUUUGGAUUACCCAAUGGGCAAUGGAAAAUAGAUCUGCCUCCUGAGAAGGUGCCUCCAGACCUUCCAGAACCUGCUUUAGGUAUAAACUUUGCCAGAGAUGGAAUGCAAGAAAAGGACUGGUUAGCUUAUGUUGCCAUCCACAGUGAUGCAUGGCUACUUUCUCUUGCCUCCUACUUUGGUGCCAGAUGUUAUUUUGAUAAAACUGACAGGAAAUGUCUAUUCGAUAUGAUAAAUGAUCUCCCAACCGUUUUAGAAGUUGUGAUACAAUAUGCAAAACAUAAGCAGCAAGCAAUAUCACUGGAGAGAAUGUCAGGGCACCAACCAAAUGAUGAGGCCAAGUAUGAGGGAUCGAAUGAAGAGGACGAGGGAUCGGAUGAAGAGGAUGAGGGAUCGGACGAAGAGGAUGAAGACGGAUAUGAGGAAACCACCUUGUGCGGAUCAUGUGGUGAAUAUUACACCUCCGAUGAAUUCUGGAUUACCUGUGACCUAUGCCAGAUAUGGUUCCAUGGGAGGUGCGUCAAUAUCACAUUUGCUGAGGCGGAGCACAUUACUCAGUUCAAAUGUCCAACCUGUACAGACAAGAGAGCCCGGCCUUGACGCCCGUCUUCCAAUGCUAGUAUAAUUGGUCUUGGUUGUGUAUGGGUUUAGCUUUUACCGUUCAUUGCAUAGCUUACUUUUAAUAAUCCUCUCUUAGCUACAUAUUUCAGUUAACCAGUAACAUCUACAGUUGGAGAUGUUAUGCAGAAAUUGAGAGAGAUUCUACAUUUGUUUUC